AAUUGACCAUUUCUUUCUUGCUUUCUUAUCUCACAAUACAAACUUUUAAUGGAAGUCACGUUGGUCACAAUCAGAGUAAGUAAGUGCAUUUCCUCAAUGCGACAGCUAAAACAUAGCCAAAUUUCCUUUCAAAGAAAAAAGGAAAAAAAACAGUCUAACCGCGUUAUCCACCAAAAUAUACAACAACACGGAGGAAUUCUGCCUUUUAGAGUUUUUCAGGCAGAAUUCCAGAAAUUCAAGCACAAGUUCUGUUGAGGGAGUGAUAAACAGUCUGAAGAUCAAAAGAUAAAUCGACCCGGAGUUUCUUGUUAAUCGAUCGCCAAAUUUUCAGAAAGAUCUGCAUAUACCUUACACAGCAACCAUGUCAGGGAGACAUGAACACAGAUACUCAUAUUCAAGUGAAGAAUCUGGAAACAGACACGAAGAAGAAAACCAGUUAGUCCCUGUGGUGAACAAUAAUCAAGCAUUAGUACCAAUGUAUCAAAAACAUGUUGCUCCACCUGGCACUUACGUUGUUCAGAUCCCUAAAGAUCAGAUUUAUCGCAUCCCACCGCCAGAAAACGCUCGCCGCUUUGAGAAUUACACGCGCAAGGGGAAGAAGAAAAGCGGCCCGAGCUGUUGUUGUUGUGGCCUCUUCUGGAUUAUAGGUAUCCUCCUCUUUCUUGGUUUCCUUGCACUCAUCGCUUCAGGUAUCUUCUACAUCGUGCUCCGCCCAAAAGCUUUGCAGUAUUCGGUAGAGAAUUUCUCCGUUAAAGGCCUUGAUGGUAACCUUACUUUGCCAUCAUCAUCUUCAAGUCUGAAACUCUCACCGGAGUUUAACGUCACCGUGAAAUCCCAGAAUCCUAAUGGACAAAUCAGUUUCUUUUAUUAUAUGGAAGGAAGUGAAGUUACUGUUUCAUACUCUGAUGUCAAAUUAUCAACUGGUACAUUCGAAACAUUUUACCAGCCUACAAAAAAUGCAAAGGUUAUUGAGAUGGCGUUGAAAAGUAAUAGCGGAGUAAAGAUGUCAAACGAAACUCGCAUAUCGCUAAUUGAUCACCAGGAACUAGGUAAUGUUCCAUUUAUGUUAGAUCUGAAUGUGCCUGUUAAGGUCAAGGUUGGUUCUAUCAAGACAUGGAUAAUUACUCUCAAAGUUCAUUGCGAUGUUUCAAAGAGUGGGUUAAAGGUCAAUUCAGCUUUGGUUUCGAGCAAGUGUGGAGUUAAGGCAAAAGUUUUAGGUUAACCCUCCUUGGGUCUAAUGUAAUCAAAAAAAGAAGAUCAAAUGUGGAAAUUCUUACGGUUAGUUCAGAAACAAUUUGUUUGACAUUGUGACUAAUAAAGUUCUAUGGAUUGUUAUAUUACGAUGUUUUUUAUACUUCAUAUAGAGAGAUGCUUCUUCAUGUAAGAAAAAAAAUGUAAAUCGAAUUUUGAUUGAAUAUACAGUACGUAACUUUUUUAUGAUGCA
Molecule: messenger RNA, 1444 nt
Organism: Papaver somniferum (opium poppy)
Lineage: Eukaryota; Viridiplantae; Streptophyta; Magnoliopsida; Ranunculales; Papaveraceae
Product: NDR1/HIN1-like protein 13
Exons: 2
Coding region: 362-1222 (286 amino acids)
Cellular component (GO): plasma membrane
Source: RefSeq, a predicted model, not a curated record